Molecule: messenger RNA, 3089 nt
Organism: Ricinus communis (castor bean)
Lineage: Eukaryota; Viridiplantae; Streptophyta; Magnoliopsida; Malpighiales; Euphorbiaceae
Product: major facilitator superfamily domain-containing protein 12
Exons: 12
Coding region: 1376-2740 (454 amino acids)
Biological process (GO): carbohydrate transport
Cellular component (GO): membrane
Molecular function (GO): symporter activity
Source: RefSeq, a predicted model, not a curated record
UGAUUCUUGGUUUGCAUCUUUGGUUCAAUUAUAUAAUUUAUUUUUUGGUUUGCAUCUUGUUAGCUGGUCUUCUGAUUCUCCGUUUACGUUGCUAUCAACGAUAAUUUGGAAUGUUUAUCUUAUUUUAAACGGGUCUUAGAUGAAUACUUGGAGAUGGAUGGCUGCUUCUUCAAGGGCCUGUAGUUGCACUAAGAUUUUUUCUUCUGGGAUUAAUCGAGGCUUUUAUCAAGCAUAUUGGUACCCCGAUAGACCUUCGUUUCCAUAAAAUGGGUGAUGGAUUAUAUGUGAUUAUACCUUCCCUUUUAAAGCGUAUCUGAUGUCCUAAAGAAAGGUGCCUGUUUCCUAGUCUCUAUGCAAUAAGGGCUUGGGAUACUACACUCUGAUGUACUCUUUCUAGUCGGGAUAUCAAGUUUAUUAUUUGGGUUUCUUUCUUAAAUAAGCAUUUGGAGUGAACUUAGAUAAUCACUAAUCAUACUUGGUUUCCCACUUUACAGUUUGCUAUUUUCAUAGGCUAAGGAAGAAAGAAAGAAAGAUGAAUGGUGUGUUUUGGGGAAUAUUGAUUACUUGUUAUUGUAUAAAAUCGAUGAAAGCUUGUUUUGCAAAAUAAUCUGGAUGAUGGUUGUUGAGUAAGUUCUGCACUAUGAGGAAAUUAGAUACUUGUGUCCUGAGUCUGACUGUGAAAAAGAAAAGAUAUUUUUAAGGGAGGUUUUCAGGAUGAUUCGUGUGAAUUUAGCAUGGUGUACAAUAACUUCCACAUUUGUAAAGAGAGCCUCAAGGAAAGUCUAUAAUGACUACCAAGAUAAGCUUGAUAUUCUUAAGCAAACUUAUGAGCUGGAUAGACAGCUUCAUGACGGCAGAGCAUCAGCCUUGAUAUGCAGAGGAAUAUUAGCUUACUCUCUUCAUAGGCUUUUUAAAAGCUUUAUUUUGUUUAGUAAUUUUCUUUGUUAGCUGAGUUGUUAGCUUUUAGCAGAUUGGCAUUUAUUUUCUCCUGUAUGUUACAUUUGUGGAAAAGGGAUAAAUGCUAGGAAGACAAGGGAGAUUCGUGCUUAACUGUGACAAAAAAUUUAAAAGCAAUGGAAAACAUGAAAGGCGCCUUCCAAAUAAAUCAGUUGUGUUAUACUGAUGGGUCAUAGCUGGGCAUGGGGAUUUAGUGUGCUCAGUGAGUAUGUUAGGUUUCUAUUUUGUGGGCACACCAUCUAUUCAUUUUAAAUAUGUUAGCUUUGAAAAAUUAUGGUUGCUGUUGCAAUUGACUUGGUUGAGUUGAUAGCUACUUCUCAUUCUCUGAACUUCAGUAUGUCCUUUCUAAGUUUCCACAAAGCUGAAGCUACAUUUCUGGACAUGGUUUGAGGUUAACUAUCUAAGUUUUAUAGGAUAAAUGGGUGAUGAUAUUGAAGACGAUAAUUCAUAUCCUAAGCCUGUUGGAAGAUGGCCUGUUUUCUAUUAUGGCGUGGGCCACAUGCUAAAUGACAUCACUGCUGCAUGUUGGUUUACUUAUCUCUUAUUGUUCUUAACCGACAUUGGGCUGUCUCCGAGAGAUGCUGCUACAGUAAUGCUUUCGGGUCAGAUAGCUGAUGGAUUUGCUACCAUAUUUGCUGGUGAACUGAUAGACAGGUUUGGACAUUUCAAAGUAUGGCAUGGUGCAGGAUCUGUUUUGGUCGCCAUUUCAUUUUCUUCUGUUUUUGGCGGUUGCUUUCCUUGUAAAAUCUUGGGAACAAAUUCGUCAACAAUAGAAACAGUUUCUUAUAGCAUCUUUGCUGCGAUUUUCAAUGUGGGUUGGGCUGCUACUCAAGUUUCACACAUGUCUAUGGUGAACUGCAUCUCCCUGAAUUCUACCAGCAGGGUGGUGAUGGCAAGCUGUCGAAAUGCUUUUACAAUGGUUGCCAAUCUCAGCCUCUAUGCUAUUGCUUUAACAAUAUUCAAUGUCUCCAAAGCAGAAACACAUGCUGAUAUUCAGAAUCAGUACCGUUGGAUUGCUUACUUGUCAAUUUGUUUUGGGUGCUGUUUUGUGGGAAUUUUUCAUCUUGGAACCAAGGAGCCAAGAUUAAAGAUAAGUUUACACGAAAUUAGUUGUGCAAGGAUAUCAUGGACUUACUGGUUCAAGAAAAUUUUAUACUAUCAAGUUGGGCUUGUCUAUGUUCUUACCAGACUUGUACAAAAUGUUUCACAGGCGUAUCUUGCAUUCUAUGUGAUUAAUGAUUUACGAAUGGCCCAAUCAGCUAAAGCAUUGGUGCCUGCAAUCAUCUACAUCAGCAGCUUUGUCAUAUCUGUCAUUAUGCAGGAAAUAUCUUGGACUGGACAACGCCUGAAAGCCUAUUACUCUGCUGGUGGCAUUCUUUGGAUGUUUUGUGGUGCAAGCAUCCUUCUUUUACCUAGAAGCAUGAGUGCUUUCAUGUACAUCAUUUCCAUAUUUAUUGGAAUAGGGAAUGCUCUAAUGACGGUAACUGGAGUAAGCAUGGAAAGUGUUCUAGUUGGUUCUGAUCUUAAUGGCUGCGCCUUUGUUUGUGGAUCUCUUGGCUUCUUAGACAAGAUUUCUUGUGGGCUUGCUCUGUAUGCUCUUCAGUCUUUUCAAACCAUCUCACCGAAAGUCCAGGAUAACUUGUCCAUAGAACAUAUAUCAGUCACAAGAUUUGGUUUGGGUCUGGUUCCAGCUUUCUGUUCACUUGUUGGUGUGGGUGUGACAUACAGUAUGAAACUCCAUACAGCCUAUCCCAAACCCUUGAUUGAACCACUUUUGGAGUAACAAUGCACUAAAGGCCUACUUGUUUCCAACCUAACAGAGCGCACCCAGGAAUUCCACAUAGCUAGAGACUUAAAAUUUUAGAAUUUUCAGGUUAGUUCCACCAUGUCGUGGUUUGGUUUGCUACAUGCUGUACCUUCUGGAAGCAAUAGUCAAUAUUUGUUCUAUGCUUAUAGGAUAUUAAUCAUAGUAAUUCAUUUGCUAAAUGGUUAGUUGAUAGUAAUUUAUAAUGUAACAUUAUAGAAAAAAUUGUAUAAAGUCAUAGGGCAUUGAUUUUAGUAAGAGAGGAAAUUUACAUCCACCUUGUAAUAACUGUCAUAUUGAUAUAAAUGCGUUUCUUUUUUCAUCUUAA